Molecule: messenger RNA, 1250 nt
Organism: Venturia canescens
Lineage: Eukaryota; Metazoa; Arthropoda; Insecta; Hymenoptera; Ichneumonidae
Product: E3 ubiquitin-protein ligase MIB2-like
Exons: 7
Coding region: 404-1144 (246 amino acids)
Biological process (GO): protein ubiquitination
Cellular component (GO): cytoplasm
Molecular function (GO): protein binding
Source: RefSeq, a predicted model, not a curated record
GCCUGAGAUGUGUCCUCUGAUUUUCUACUACUUCUUCAUGCUGAUUGAGAAAGCCAUUGGAUGCUUUUUUUUCUGACGAUAAGAAAAGUCGUAUGAUCGGAAUGCAGUGGGCAAACACAAAUUUUGACAAUAGAACUUAUGAAAUGACAUACCGUGCUGCGUGCUAUAGACGAUAAUGCAACUUAACUUUUAAGCGUAUCGUCGUAUCAAGCAAUAUUGUGUUAUGCUGUAGCUAAUCAUCGAGCAUCGAAUCAACAAAAGAUCCUCUACACGAGAACUGGUUUUGGUUACCAUGAAGAUAGGCUGCAUCGUCCAAGAUAAAAAAUGACACUUUGUAUCCUGAAAUCACUCAUGGACACCAGUCUUUCCGAAUGGAGAGACAUGUAUAGAGAGUAGCAUAAAAAUGCCGAACACAAAGACUCUUGGAAAAACGGAGAAAGUAAUCAAGAUUUGUCCUGACGGUCAUUUGCGAGUUACUCUAGACGGUCACACAGGGACAUUUAAUCCAUUGAGCUUUAUGCGUGUCACUUCGAACAGUGAAUCAGGCAAUAUAUCCAGUACAGCGAGUAAAGCAGGUCGUGAAAACCUCUCAGGUGGUUCCUUAUUUCCAUUUAAACGUGCUGCCCGAGAAAUGGAAAAGCUGAUGAAAGAUACGGCGAAAGGGGAAGCCAGAGUUUCAGCACUUCGUGAAUACCUUCGAAAAUAUUCCGGAAAUGUAGACGCAAGACCCAGCAGUCUGAAUGGUGAAAAAGAAACGGCUCUACGAGUUGGAGCCCAUCAAGGGCAUCGUGAACUUUGUGUGAUAUUACUGGAUGGCGGGGCGUCCUUAAGGGUCGUCGAUGAAGACAGCGAGCCUCCUCCAUUUCAUUAUGCAGCGUUCGGAAAUGAACCGGAAGUGAUGGAAUUUUUACUGUCUCUUGGUGCGCCGAACGAUGCGGUUAACAACGGUCGCUGCAGUGCCCUUCACGUUGCCGCUAAUAUACAACAUUCCGGUUGCGUUCGUGUUCUACUGUGUCACGGCUGUGACGUAAAUCUUCAGGAUUCGUAUGGCGCUACGGCUCUUCACGAUGUUAUUGGCAAUGAUACGCUUGACAUUAUUGGCAAUGACGGCUCUGAAUGGACGAUGAGGAGUGUAAUGUUUUGAGGGGGGAACAAAGAUAAGGAGAUCCCGUCUUUAUGAGUAGCAAUGGGAAAUCUUUAUUAUUAGCGUCAGAGUAUGUACAUAUGUGUAAAUUACGAUUUAAUUGUAC